Molecule: messenger RNA, 1311 nt
Organism: Sphenostylis stenocarpa
Lineage: Eukaryota; Viridiplantae; Streptophyta; Magnoliopsida; Fabales; Fabaceae
Source: the annotation of a GenBank genome assembly
AUGGAGCCCUUCAACUUCCUCAAAUACUGGAAACCUGCUCCCAAUGCCACCCAAAACGAUAACACCCUAAUUCACUCCGACAACGGCCCUUUCUUCGACUUAGAGUUGGCCUUAACCGACGAAGAUGAUUCCCAAGACGACACCGUUCAAACUCAAAACGACGACGACCAAGAUGAUGAUAACAGUUCAGACUCAGACAAAGACUUCAACUUCACACUUUCUCCUUCUUCCUCCAACCACCCCACCAUUUCCCUCUCUCCCUCUCACCAUGUAAUCUUCAAGGGAAACCUCCUUCUCAACUCCCCACCGAACUCCAAGCCUCACUUCACUUCCUCUUUUUUCAAAUCCGCCACUAAGUUCCGCGUCUUCAUGCUGGGCCUGAAGAAGCCAAAGCCCAACGCCCCCAACGAACCCCCCACCCACCCCAAGAACCAGCGUCAGAGGAAGCUUUUCACCGUCAACUUCAAGGUCGAAGAGGUUCCCAUCGUCUCCUUGUUCACCAGAGAUAACAGCUCCAGAGCCAAACCCUCGCACAAUCAAAGCGCAGAGGAAACGGAAUCCACACAAACCGAGCCCCACACGCACGCAGAGAUGCUUUCUUCUCCUGCUGAGGAGAAGCGCUUAAUGCGGAAGUAUUUGAAGAUGGUCAAGCCUCUCUACGUCAGGGUUUCCAAAAGGUACGCGGACAAGAUGAAGUUUUCCGAUCAGGUUGACGUCAGUUCGCCUGAGUCGGCUAAAGCUGCGGCGCCAUGUUCUACGGUGGCGGAGAAGGUUCCACCUGAAGCUGAGGGUUCUGAGACUGAGGGAACAGCCAACGUGAAGGGGCAGAAACAGGGGAAUGUUCCCCUGCCUGCGGGCCUACGCAAGCAUUUAGGCAAGGGUCGUUCGACGGCGCCGCCGCCGCCGCCGAUGGAGUCCUCGAAACGGCGUGAUGAUUCGCUGUUGCAGCAGCAUGAUUGGAUUCAGGGUGCUAUUCUGCAUUGCAAGAGGUCUUUCAAUGCAUCUUCUACUGAAUGCGAGUGUCCUGAGCUGCCACGAUCUGCGAGCGAUCCAUUGCACGACAUAUCUCCUGAAUUAUCUGAAAAACCUACGAGUGCCAAUGUAAUAGAAGUGGUACUGGUGAAAAAUGAGGUUUGGGUUGUUCCAUAUUCUGAUCGAAACAAUGGGUUGUGUUGGAGGGAGGAUGUUUGCCUCGGGAAGCUGGCUAGUGGAGAGAAGGGAAAAUGCGGUCAGAGAAGUGGGAAAGAUGGGGACAUGAGCAGUGAAAGUAUCGGAAUGGGUGAAGCUCUGUCCUUUUGGUUUUGGGAAUAG